AUGGACUCUUCUUCAGGGCCCACAGCCCCACCAGGCUUAACUCAAGGUCCCAGCUUUAUGGCCAGUACUGGCCUACAUAGCCAUUGGAACAGCACUCAGAAGGUCUCCACAAGAGCCCCGCUUCUAUCUGUGAGCCCUACGGCAUCUGGACCUGAGGCUGCUGCCUGGGUCCCCUUCCCCACAGUCGAUGUUCCAGACCAUGCUCACUAUACCCUGGGUACGGUGAUCCUGCUGGUGGGGCUCACAGGGAUGCUGGGCAAUCUGACAGUCAUCUACACCUUCUGCAGGAGCAGAAGCCUGCGGACACCGGCAAACAUGCUCAUUAUCAACCUUGCAGUCAGCGACUUCCUCAUGUCAUUCACUCAGGCCCCAGUCUUCUUUGCCAGCAGCCUCUACAAGAAGUGGCUCUUUGGGGAGACAGGUUGCGAGUUCUAUGCCUUCUGUGGGGCUGUCCUUGGCAUCACUUCCAUGAUCACCCUGACAGCCAUAGCCCUGGACCGCUAUCUGGUGAUCACACGUCCACUGGCCACCAUUGGGAUGGGAUCCAAAAGACGAACGGCCCUUGUCCUGCUAGGUAUCUGGCUCUAUGCCCUGGCUUGGAGUCUACCACCCUUCUUUGGCUGGAGUGCCUAUGUGCCUGAGGGGCUGCUGACAUCCUGCUCCUGGGACUACGUGACCUUCACGCCCCAGGUGCGUGCCUAUACCAUGCUGCUCUUCUGCUUCGUGUUCUUCCUACCCCUGCUUGUCAUCGUCUUCUGCUACAUCUUCAUCUUCAGGGCCAUCCGAGAAGCAGGCCGGGCCUGUGAAGGCUGGAGUGAGUCCCCUCAGCGGCGGCGGCAGUGGCAUCGGCUGCAGAGUGAGUGGAAGAUGGCCAAGGUCGCACUGAUUGUCAUCCUCCUCUUCGUGCUCUCCUGGGCCCCCUACUCCACGGUGGCCCUGGUGGCUUUUGCUGGGUACUCGCACAUCCUGACGCCCUACAUGAGCUCAGUGCCAGCUGUCAUCGCCAAGGCCUCUGCCAUCCACAACCCCAUCGUUUAUGCCAUCACUCACCCCAAGUACAGGGCAGCCAUUGCCCAGCACCUGCCUUGCCUUGGGGUGCUUCUUGGAGUGUCAAGCCAGCGCAACCGCCCCUCCCUCAGCUACCGCUCUACCCAUCGCUCUACACUGAGUAGCCAAUCCUCUGACCUGAGCUGGAUCUCUGGACCGAAGCGUCAAGAAUCCCUGGGUUCUGAGAGUGAGGUGGGAUGGACAGACACAGAAGCAACAGCUGUGUGGGGAACUGCCCAGCCAGCAAGUGGACAAUCCUCCUGUGGUCAAAACCUGGAAGAUGGGACAGUCAAGGCUCCUUCCAGCCCCCAGACCAGGGGACAGCUCCCCAGCCUGGACCUCGGGAUGCAGGAUGCCCCCUGACCCUCCUUUUCCUCUGCUAUUUGC
This is a messenger RNA of Phodopus roborovskii (desert hamster), 1434 nucleotides long. RefSeq names its product opsin 4 (gene Opn4). Gene Ontology annotation, molecular function: G protein-coupled receptor activity. The transcript has 10 exons. NCBI's taxonomy places the organism in Eukaryota, Metazoa, Chordata, Mammalia, Rodentia, Cricetidae. The record is from RefSeq and is a predicted model, not a curated record. Gene Ontology annotation, cellular component: membrane. Bases 1 to 1410 code for a protein of 469 amino acids. Gene Ontology annotation, biological process: visual perception; G protein-coupled receptor signaling pathway.